Messenger RNA from Micropterus salmoides (largemouth bass), 1512 nucleotides. RefSeq names its product hemogen (gene hemgn). The transcript is spliced from 4 exons. Lineage: Eukaryota; Metazoa; Chordata; Actinopteri; Centrarchiformes; Centrarchidae. The record is from RefSeq and is a predicted model, not a curated record. The coding region runs from base 95 to 964 and encodes 289 amino acids.
GGGUGGGAAUAGAAAACAGUCAGAAGUUAUUCGGUCCUCUUUUCUGUGCUUACCCGCCAUCAAUGAGUUGAAUUCAUUCAUAGCAGGACUCAGAAUGGAGGAGACGUUGCAGCAAGAGAAACAAGAGUCGGAAUAUAAAAAUCCAAAUGAGGACCAAGGUGGGAUCCGCCGCCGAUUGCGGGACAGGGAUCUCCUAAGGAAGAGAAAGGCUGAAGCAGAAGAGAAGGAAACAAACCAGUGGGUUUUUGGGGUGGAGAGCCAGAGGAAAAGAGCAAGGGCUGAGGACAAGACCGGCUCAAAGAAGAGAGGGAGACCCAGGAAGACUGAACCCACCUCAGAGUUAUCUGUCAUUCAGGAAAAGCAAGCAGUGCCUCAGGAAGCUCCUGCAGUAAUGGUGGUGCCUGAACCUGCUGAGGCCUUCCCAGAGCAAACAUCAGGCUCUCUAUCCCCCUUUCUUGCUUUAGAAUCACAAGCAGCAUCUGUCCUCGCUGCCCCUGCUCCUCUGCCAGUGUUUGGAUCUGUCCAAAGCCCUGUCUUUGCUCCUACCAUGACUUCUCCAGCUCCAGUUAACCCAACUCCAGCCUUUUUUUCACCCGCAGUUCCUGCUCCCUCUCCCACCAAAGUUCUAGACACGGCUCCAAUUCCUGUCCAAGAUUCGGCUCCAGCGCCAGAUGCUGUUCAAAUCCCAUUCCUGAUCCAAGCCCCUGUUCCAGCUGCAGCCACGACUCCUCUUUCAGCUCCUCCUCAGGUGGAGACCCUCUACAAGGAGUCACAAGAAAGGGAGGCCCAAGACCUGGUCCUGAUUGAGGACUUAGGCCCAGAUGAGGAGGUAGACAAAAGAGCUGAUGAAGAUUUGAGUGAGACACCGUCGAUCAACAUACCUGAACAAAACAAAAUGUUCUCAAUUCCCACCAUGUCCUCGCCGCCUCCUCCACAAGAAUAUCUCCCAGGAAAUUCAUUCUAAUUUUCUAAAACACACAUUUCAGAUACUGCCUCAGUUCAGAACACGCAAGCCAGACUUCAUACUUUUUGGUCACAGUUUGUAUCUAAGUAUUAUUCUGGUUAGUGUGCAGCCUGCUGGUUCAAGAGAACAAACAUGCUGAGCAUAUACAUUGCUUAUCUGACAAAUGUAUGAAUUCAAACCAAACCUGUAUGCUUAUUUAUUCUGGUUUGUGCUUCACUGCGAAGUUCAUGAAAUUUCUUUUUGUAUUUUGCAUUUAGUAAACAAAAAAAUUUGCCUGCUUUUAUUUAAAAGUAAAUUAUAUUAAUCACUGGUAAUUAUAUAUUUGUAAUUGUGGAUUUAUUUCAUUGAAUUUUGUAAAAGUUGUUUUUCACCAAAAUAAAAUACAAUGCUUACAAUCAUCUGUUGUCAUUAUCUGUCACUCACAGACAUAUGUGACAAAGAUAAUUAAAUAAAAGCUCUCUAAAUAAUAACUCUCUCUAAAUAAUUUGAUAAGUAACUUUUCCCUCUGCUCUGGUGAGUAAAAUUAAAAAGUAUCUAUCUCAAUAUUA